AUGGCUGGGUGGCAGUCCUGGAACCCCUUCAGCAAGAGGGAGACGCACAGCAACGGCUCCAUCGUCGCAUACAAGAUCUUGACCUUGCUCUCGUGGCUGUUGUCCGUCGUCGUCACCGUCUACUAUGCCGUUCACGAGCCUCAUGAUGGCUACCAUAUCCGCCGGAACAUAUGGGACCAGAACUACCUGUAUCCCAGCGCCUUUACCAUGAACCACAUCCUCGCUGACAUCUACUGGGUCGUUCUCUUCAUCCUCCAGUUUGGAUACGUCACAUCGCUCUUCUCCAGCAGUGCCGACGUCGUUGCCGCGGCUGCUGGCGUCGGCAGCCACUUCAUCCUCAACAACUUGCUUCACUCUGUAUUCGUCUUCCUCUUUGUGAACUCGCACUUCCACAUCGCCGAGGUCAUACUGGUUCUCAACUUCUUCAACCUCAGCUCGCUGUAUUUCCGCCACAACACGGUCCCGCGCUUCAUCCACGUUCCUGUUGCUACAGGCCCGUUGGCAUGGACGUUUGUGGCCAUUUACUGGAACGGCGCCAUCAUGGUGCCGCACCCUCACAGCUUGGUGGCCAGAAUCUUUGGCAACGUCUUCAUCUGGUCCCUUCUGGUGUACGGAUUCUUCUUCAUUAUUGCCUUCAAUGACUACACCAUGGGCUUUGCUCUCAGCGUCCUCUCGGCAGCAAUUGGCGUCGCCCAGUUCAAGCGCCAGGUGGUUGCUUUCCAGUGGAUCUUUGCCUUUGUCAUCAUGGCUGUUCUCUUCAUCUCGACAGCCACCGUUGCUGUUCCAGCCAUGUCGGGCAGAGACGUCAGAUGGAGGCGAACCACGAGCAGAGACGAGGAACGCGCGCCGCUGCUCAACGAGUCAGCCGCCUAA
Trichoderma aggressivum f. europaeum is the source of this 873-nucleotide messenger RNA. RefSeq lists its product as uncharacterized. Bases 1 to 873 code for a protein of 290 amino acids. The record is from RefSeq and is a predicted model, not a curated record. The transcript has 4 exons. NCBI's taxonomy places the organism in Eukaryota, Fungi, Ascomycota, Sordariomycetes, Hypocreales, Hypocreaceae.